AUGUACAGAGGACGUGGAUCACAGUUCACCGACAGAAUCUCGGAAAAUCCAAAGCCUGAUCAAUCAAAUCUUUCAGGUUACCGAAUCCCCAACCUGCAGCCGAGUUCUUCGGCGUCUUGGCAUCUCAAACUUCACCAUGUCAAGAACAUUAGUGAUGUUGUGCAUGAAACCAAGGUGCAUCAAGGAGACUGGCACGGCGUUGGCUCUGCUUCUAUUAAGCACUGGACUUACACUGUUGGAGGUAAGGUAGAGAAGUGUAAGGAGCACUUUGAAGAGAUUGAUCAUGAGAACAAGUCACUAGCAUUCAACUUGUUUGAUGGAGAUGUUGGAGACAAGUAUAAAAGCUUAAAGGCGAAGCUUCAAGUGACUGACAAGGGCAACGGUGCCCUUGCAAAAUGGACUUAUGAAUACGAGAAGCUCCGUGAGGAAGUCCCUCCGCCCCAAGCUUACUUGGACUUUGCCACUAAGGUUACUAAGGAUGUUGAUGCUCAUCUCAUGAAUGCAAAGCCCUAAAACAUCAACAACAACAAAAAUAUGGAUUUGGCUUCUGGUUAUUAUCAGGGUUUUAUGUUAACUAAGUGUGUGAACCUAUAAUAAUGGUUGUGCUGAGAAUCAAAAUGCACGUAUUCAAGUGUGUGAUGUUUUAUUAUUGUGUGCUUAGUUAUGAAAUGUUGGUUCUGUAUUGGGACAGUUAUAAUUAUUGUCUUUAUAAUUUUUAUUCAAUUUUUAAUUAGUGAUUUAUAUUUAAAA
Prosopis cineraria is the source of this 750-nucleotide messenger RNA. RefSeq names its product MLP-like protein 43. The transcript is spliced from 3 exons. The record is from RefSeq and is a predicted model, not a curated record. Lineage: Eukaryota; Viridiplantae; Streptophyta; Magnoliopsida; Fabales; Fabaceae. Bases 1 to 513 code for a protein of 170 amino acids. Gene Ontology annotation, biological process: defense response.